Pyrus x bretschneideri (Chinese white pear) is the source of this 1497-nucleotide messenger RNA. Its product is annotated as zinc finger CCCH domain-containing protein 23-like. The record is from RefSeq and is a predicted model, not a curated record. NCBI's taxonomy places the organism in Eukaryota, Viridiplantae, Streptophyta, Magnoliopsida, Rosales, Rosaceae. The transcript has a single exon. Bases 16 to 1122 code for a protein of 368 amino acids. Gene Ontology annotation, molecular function: metal ion binding.
AAGCCCCACCCGAAAAUGAUGCUCGGAGAACCGACCCGACUUCACCCCACUCUCCAUGUUCCUCCCUGGGACUCACUUGACGAUCACGUUAUUCAUACCCCGACAUCACCCUUCUCCAUCCCCAUUCACUCCGGUAACUCUAACGGCAAUGCCUCCAACGGAGGAGACUACUCCCCGCUCUCCCCAAUGUUCCUCGACUCGCUCGCCGCGCUCCACCGUUACCUCCCGUCUAAUGAGUCUGACUCGCUGGCAGAGGACCCGGACAUGCCCAUGAACCCGAUCUCCUGUGACCAGUUCCGGAUGUUCGAGUUCAAGGUCCGGAGGUGCGCCCACGGCAGGUCGCACGACUGGACCGACUGUCCAUACGCCCACCCGGGCGAGAAAGCCCGGCGUCGCGACCCGAGAAAGUACCACUACUCUGGUGCUGCAUGCCCUGACUUCCGCAAGGGCCACUGCCCGAAGGGUGACUCGUGCGAGUUCGCUCAUGGUGUUUUCGAGUGCUGGCUCCACCCGGCCCGGUACCGGACCCAGCCAUGCAAGGACGGGUUGCGCUGCAACCGCCGGGUCUGCUUCUUUGCCCACACGCCCGAACAGCUCCGGGUCCUGCCCGGUCAGAGCCCGAGAACCCAAGGGUCGGGAGCUUUGGACUCGUAUCCAUUUGGUUCGUCCCCCACCUCGAUCCUGAUGUCCCCUCCAUUAUCUCCACCGUCUGAGUCGCCGCCAAUGUCGCCAAACAGCCCUCAACUCGGCCGUAACUCGGUGAGCAAACUUGUUGCUUCGAUGCGAAACUUCAAGCUUGCUAAGAUGAAAAUGAACUCUCCGCCUGCAUGGGGGACCCAAAUGGGAUCCGGGUACGGCUCUUCACCACGUGGGUCAGCGUUCCGACCCGGUCUUUGCAGCCUUCCUUCGACCCCGACUCGCACAACGGGUCGGGUCGGACCAAACCCGGUUGAUAUCUGGGACCAGCCGUGCGAAGAGGAGCCGGCAAUGGAGAGGGUGGAGUCUGGGAGGGACCUCCGAGCGAGAAUGUACGCGAGGCUGAGUAAGGAGAACUCUCUUGGUCGAGUGGGACGAGUUGACUCGGGCACAUCGGCUCCCGACGUGGGCUGGAUUUCGAUCUAGUCAGCGAGUGAGUGUGCGUGAAGACGACGAGUCGUGGAAAACCCUGUCUGCUGGGUCGACUCGUUUGUCGUUUUUCCGUUUUGAUUCAUAUUACUGGGCUGGUGCGGUAAAAAUCGGUGGCCUUUUGAUUCUUCAAACCUUUUGGUGUGAAUAGCGCGGUUAAUUUUGAAGCUUUUUGACGUAAAUAGUCGACGUGGAGCUGUGUAAAAGUUAAUUUCGUUUUGCAAAUUUGUACAGAUAAAAAAACAAUGAAGAAGAAUUUUGUCGGGGCUGCUGCUGGGUAUUUGAUCAAUGUCUAAGAAAUUGUAAUUUCCUUUUCUGUUUUCGCAUGUUAUGUCAAAUUUUCUCGGAUAAUUAUAUUUGUAUUUUCUCCUC